Lepus europaeus (European hare) is the source of this 1686-nucleotide messenger RNA. RefSeq names its product intraflagellar transport 52 (gene IFT52). Gene Ontology annotation, cellular component: cilium; centriole; intraciliary transport particle B. Bases 103 to 1443 code for a protein of 446 amino acids. Lineage: Eukaryota; Metazoa; Chordata; Mammalia; Lagomorpha; Leporidae. Gene Ontology annotation, biological process: intraciliary transport; cilium assembly. The record is from RefSeq and is a predicted model, not a curated record. The transcript is spliced from 14 exons.
CACGUCGCGCUCCACGCCUUCCCAAGCGCACCCGGGCGCCUGUGUUGUUGCUAGGCGGCGUUGAACGCCCGGCAGCGGGAUGCAGGGCCGCGGCAGGUGAAGAUGGUGGUCGCUGGGCCGCAGGUGACCAUGGAGAAGGAGCUGCGGAGCACCAUUCUUUUCAAUGCAAACAAAAAGGAGGUGUUUACCACCACCAGUGGCUAUAAAUCCAUGCAGAAAAGGCUUCGGAGUAACUGGAAGAUUCAGAGCUUAAAAGAUGAAAUCACAUCUGAGAAGCUUAUUGGAGUGAAACUGUGGAUUACAGCUGGACCAAGGGAAAAAUUUACUGCAGCUGAGUUUGAAGUCCUCAAGAAGUUCCUUGACGGUGGUGGAGACAUCCUUGUGAUGCUAGGAGAAGGUGGAGAAUCCCGAUUUGAUACCAAUAUUAACUUUCUAUUAGAAGAAUAUGGAAUCAUGGUUAAUAAUGAUGCUGUGGUUAGAAAUGUCUACUACAAGUAUUUCCAUCCUAAGGAAGCUCUGGUUUCCAAUGGGGUCUUGAACAGGGAAAUCAGCCGAGCUGCUGGAAAGGCCGUGCCUGGAAUCAUCGAUGAGGAGAGCAGUGGAAACAAUGCCCAGGCUCUCACCUUUGUCUAUCCUUUUGGUGCCACACUGAGUGUCAUGAAACCAGCAGUGGCUGUUCUGUCCACAGGCUCUGUCUGCUUCCCGCUCAACAGACCCAUUCUGGCUUUCUAUCACUCGAAGAACCAAGGUGGGAAGCUGGCAGUGCUUGGCUCCUGUCACAUGUUCAGUGACCAAUAUUUGGAUAAAGAAGAAAACGGCAAAAUCAUGGAUGUUGUGUUCCAGUGGCUCACGACAGAAGACAUCCACCUGAACCAGAUUGAUGCUGAGGAUCCAGAGAUUUCCGACUACAUGAUGUUGCCCGACACAGCCACCCUGUCAGAGCGGCUGCGAGUGUGUCUCCAGGAGGGCGAUGAGAACCCACGUGACUUCACCACCCUCUUCGACCUGUCCAUCUACCAGCUGGAUACCGCCUCCCUCCCCAAGGUCAUCAAGGCUCACGAGCAGCUGAACGUGAAGCAUGAACCACUUCAGCUCAUCCAACCUCAGUUUGAGACGCCACUGCCGGCCCUCCAGCCUGCGGUUUUCCCCCCUAGUUUCAGGGAGUUACCACCCCCUCCUCUGGAGCUGUUUGACUUAGAUGAGACGUUCUCCUCGGAGAAGGCCCGGCUUGCUCAGAUUACCAAUAAGUGUACUGAAGAAGACCUGGAGUUCUAUGUCAGGAAGUGUGGUGACAUUCUUGGAGUGACCAGCAAACUACCAAAGGACCAACAGGAUGCCAAACACAUCCUUGAGCACAUCUUCUUCCAAGUGGUGGAGUUCAAGAAAUUAAACCAGGAACACGAUGUUGAUACAAGUGAAAUGGCAUUCCAGAACAAUUUCUGAGGAUUGUGCCUCUUGAAGCAUUGUCGGCCUCCUGAUUUUUUGUAAACUGGUUUUUAAUUGCUCUGCAAUCCCUUAGCCAAACUGUCUCCACCCUUUCCUCUGAGCUGUGGAAGGUCUGUGCAUCUUUCAUAGUACCCAGAGAGAAUUUCUAACAAAGUCCUUAUGUAAGAUAUGUUCCAUUUUUAAAAUUAAAUCUGUGAUUGAUUCUCCUUUUUAUAAUUCAUUAAACAGUUUUUCAUUGAA